AUUAUUAUUAUUAUUAUUAUUAUUAUUAUUAAAUGUUUGAUCGCGCCACCGUAGGAGUAGGUGGCGGAGGACGAAGAGUAGUGAGAGUUUCGAAAACCCACUAGAGGACUCGGCGUUUUUCGUCUACGGCGCAGAUUUUCUACGCGGUCGAACGCUGAACCAUUUUUAUCACCGUCGUUUUUCUCUUAUCGCACGUUACGCUCUCGACAACCACGGCGGACGUAACAGUAUGCUCUAGGUGCCUGUAAUAAUACUAUAUUAUUAUAUUGUUGUUACGUUCGUUUUGCCGCCGUUGUGUGCGUGUGCAGCGUACGGUUUCGUGUCGCCGCGGGUCCCGAGUCCUGUGAGUGACGGGCUGUGACUUUGGCGGAAACGUCGCCACAGCGUGUGAACCCGCAUUUUUACGAGGAACGUGUCGUUUUGCCGUUGCACCUCCCAUUUGACACGUGCGUGACGCGCGUCUCAUCGGCUCGGCAGACGGCCAGACACUGUACGGCGCGCGCCACCCGGGACACACAAGGACGAGGAAAAUGUCACGGUUUCUCCGUUCGCCGCCGCCGUCAUCGUCGUCGGACGACGCUGUAGUCAAAUCAUCAAUCCAGACCGAGUGAUCGUGAUUCAACAACUCAAAAGUCGGCGAAAAAGAUAACGCAAAAGGCUCCAGUCGCGUUGUUCGACAAUAAAUUAUUAUAAUUCCUGUUAUGUUUUAAAUAAUAUUUAUACCGAUCGUCGUCGCGAGAGCAGAACGUUAUUUCAUUUAUUUCUGUUUCCGACGACACCCCCCGCCUUCUUCACCGAACCAUUACACAGCCAUCCAUCCCACCACCACCCAGCGGUCCGGUCGGUUCGGCGUUUGUAUUUUUCGGGCGGCGUCGCCCACUGCCGCUGGAGAAUCGCGUGCGGGCGCUACGAUUCCCCCCGUGACGCGGCGCGCAACAAGAUGUACGCCACCGCCGCCGCCGCCGCCGCCACCACCGCCGCUGUCGUCACAACGAACGUCGUCAUCGCCACUGCCGGCACCGCCGCCACAGCAGUAGCAAACGUCGCAGUCGAGUGUCGUCGGAGGAGUGCAGCGCCACGCGUUCUCCUCGGUUCGCGAUGAUCCGCGCCGCAGCCGCUGCGUGCGCGCCAUGUGACGCGUGAUCCGGCCGCGCGGUAGUUCACACGGAAAAUAAUAUUAUUGUUUUCGUAUUACAAUAUUUUUAUUACGAUAUCACGUACACGUCAUUCGGUCGAAUCCGUUCGUUUUCGUUGCGUUUCGUAAGAUAACUAACAAAGUACCUAAUAUUCUUCCUACCUAUCAGUAAUUAUUCAGAUAAACAAAGGUCUGCAAGACGCAACUCGUGGUGCUCGACGCUCUUAAUAAUUGUCACACUCGCAUUUUGACUGACAGAUGAAGUACAAACGACCUUUGCUCAAAAAAUGCCGUCCAUGAACGGGUGGUGGAUCGCGUUCGUCUGGCUGUGGUCGCUGUCCGUCGCGACCGCGGCCGUCGAGGAAAAGGUGUGCGGCAGCAUCGACGUGCGCAACAGCGGCGACCGCCUGUCCGCGUUGCACAACUGCACCAUCGUCCAGGGUUCCGUGCAGAUCGUGCUGCUCGAUGCCACCAAACCGUCUGACUUCGACAUCAGCUUCCCGCUGUUGCGCGAGAUCACUCAGUACCUGGUCGUGUACCGCGUGGCCGGCCUGUACAACCUGGGAAAGCUGUUCCCGAACCUGAUGCUGAUCCGUGGCACGCACAGCCCUCAUUUUCCGGGACUGGCGCUCAUGAUCCACGACAACCUCGAUCUCAGGGAGAUCGGACUGUACAGCUUGACCAACAUCACACGGGGUUCCGUGAUCAUUUCGAAAAACCCUAAAUUGUGUCACGCGACAACAAUCGAUUGGGGCCAAAUCGCCAAUGGAGUGAGCAACGACAUUAACGUGAUCAGCAACGACGAACCUAUAAAAUGCAACGGAUGCUCUAAUAUUGGCUGCCCGGGAGACCUGUGCUGGUCACACGACCCCGUCCGGUGUCAGUACGGGAGAUUGAACGGUUGCCAUCCAUUGUGCGCUGGCGGUUGUGAGGAACCGCACUCUGCCAAGCAUUGUUUUGCGUGCACCGCUUACAUGCACAAAGGCGAAUGCAUCAGAGAAUGUCCAUACGGCCUGUACGGUCACAUCAGGUCAUGUUUGACCGCAGAAGAGUGUCAUAGUCUACCGGUGAGCAGAGAGGAAUCGACGCCGGACGAUUUGAACACACACUACAUACCGUUCGAACGCGUUUGUCGCGACGAGUGUCCGUACGGAUUCGAGGUGACAGCGGACAAAAGAAAUUGUACGCUGUGCACGAAAACGAGACACGGACACUGUCAGCGGAACUGUAAUAGUUUCAAGAUCAGCGAUGACAUGCUGAGGAAGAACUACGAAUACCGAUUACACACCAACUGUACAACAAUCAAGUCUCUGGAGAUCGAAGUCAAGUAUGGCACAAGCGAGGAUGUGGAACGUCGACUAGAAGAAUACAUCGGCAAAGUAGAAGUAAUUUUGGAUCAGUUGAAGAUCAUACGGUCGUAUUCGCUGAGCUCUUUGAACUUCUUGCGAAGUCUGUACGAAAUACGCGGUGAAAAUACUGUUAAUAAAAUGGCCUUGGUGAUACGCGGCAAUAAAAAUCUACAAAAACUUUGGACUAACAGUGAAAACGAGACGCGUCCCGUGAAGAUAUUGAACGGCACAGUAUCUUUCCAUUACAAUCCAAAGCUAUGUAUGUCAGAAAUAUAUAAAUUUGGAAAUUUGUCUACACUGCCUGCAUUCUCAGAUAUAGAAGUGUCAGUCAUAUCUAACGGUGAUCAGUUCGCAUGUACUGUUUAUAAUUUACAAGUAGAUACCGUUAAAAUUGAACCACAGUCCAUUGUGUUACAAAUGCACAAACCCGUGGAAGCAGAUCAUUUGGAAAGGUUUCUUGUAUAUUUUAUCGAAGCAUCCAAAUGGAAUGAAACUAUUGAAACAACCGAUUGCGAAGAUUCUAGUUGGAAAAUUGAUGAUAUAAGUUCAAAAAAAGUUUUCAACGACACUGAAAUUUACCAUGUCAUUACAAAUUUAGAACCUAACACGGAGUACAUUUAUUAUGUAAAGACUUACACGAUUUCUUCUAAGACUAGUAUGAGUAGUAUUUUUCGUAGUAAGACACUUCCAUCAAAGCCGUCCGCUCCCCAAUACUUUGCUGCUCAACCAUUGUCCAGUUCUGCAGUAGAACUCACAUGGAAACCUCCUUCACAUCCCCAUGGAAAAUUAGUCAAAUACAUUAUCAAGGGAAUUCAUUUAACCGACGACCAAGCCAUUUUGGAUGAACGUAGCUACUGUAGAAACAAAACGAUCAAUGGUAAUGGCAUAACUCACAAAUCCUCCCAAUCAAUUGUUAAACCGUCUGAUGAUACAUGUGAAAAACAGUGUGAGCCACAAAAAAAUAUUGUUAACAAUAUAUGCAACACUUUUGAACACGGUAUAGACUUGGAUUUGAUUUCAUUGAACAAUCACAGAUACACAUUUGAAUCGUGCAGUAGUAACAUUCUCAAUAUAUUUAUUAAUUCAAAAUGUUUGGCAAUGCAAAACAACGACGACACUAUCUUUCCGAAUAUUAUAAAUGAAAACUGUACAGAAAUGUGGUCAGUCAGUAAUAUAGUGAACAAUGUCACUCAUAAAGAUGGCAGCUCAUCUUAUUUCCAGAUACAAUUAAAUGAAAAUGUUACAUCGUUUAAUCUUAGUAACCUUAGGCAUUAUAGUCAAUAUUUGUUGUCCAUAUUGGUUUGUAGAGAGGUGGUAAAACAAGAAUUAAACCUGAGUAAUAUCAAUGCUUGUAGUCAAGAGACAUUGAUAUCUUUCCGUACUUUGGAAAACAAGCAGGCAGAUAUUAUUGAUAGCGAUAGUGUACAAGAUGAAGUCGUGAACAAUCACACUGUCAUUAUAUCUUGGGAGCCGCCAAUUCUGAUAAAUAGUAUAUUACAUAGUUUCCAGUUGGAAUAUAAGCGCUCGGAUGCUCCUAAUUUUGUUUCUGUGUGUAUUACUAUGAAGGAGUAUGAAAAUGCUGGUCGAUCAUAUGUCUUCAAGAACUUACAGCCUGGUGUUUACCAAUACAAAAUCCAAGCUGUUUCUUUGUACAAACCUGGGCCAUUCACUACUGUGAAAGAGUUUAAUCUUCCAUAUCCAGACUCAUUUAAUAGUUGGAACCUUAUUCUCAUUAUUUUCAUUUGUGGUUGUAUAUUAAUUGUAUUAACUAUAUAUUAUAUUCGUACACACUUUAGUCGUAAGAUUUUGGAACGUAAUACUAUGUUUAAUUUAGCCAAUAAUCCUGGUUAUGUCGGUAUAUAUGUUGAGGAUGAAUUUGAGUUGCCUCGAGAGGAUGUGAUUAUACAAAAAAUACUUGGUAGGGGGACAUUUGGCACAGUUCACGAAGGUCUGCUAAUGCCCGAUUCUAUACCAUGUGCUGUAAAGUCUGUAAGCAAGACAAACUUUUUGAGAUACCAUGCAGAGUUCUUAAACGAAGCAGCCAUAAUGAAGAAGUUCAGCGAAGCAUACCAUAUAGUGAGAUUGCUCGGUGUGGUGACUAAGACCCAUCCACCACUACUGGUAAUGGAGCUCAUGGGCCGUGGUGAUUUGAAAAGUGUAUUGGUAAAGUGCAAGAAUUCCGAUGAUCCACCUCCACCCAACAGGUAUACCAUCAUUCGUAUGGCUGCACAAAUAGCUGAUGGUAUGGCAUUCCUAGAAUAUAAUAAAUUUAUUCAUCGUGAUUUAGCAGCCCGAAAUUGUAUGGUGGCUAAUGAUAUGACAGUGAAAAUUGGUGAUUUCGGUAUGAGUCGACAAAUAUAUAAUGGUGACUAUUAUCGUAAAGGAAAUAAAGGUGAAAUGCCUAUACGGUGGAUGGCUCCCGAGAGCCUUAGUGAAGGUAUAUUUACCAGUCAAUCAGAUGUCUGGAGUUACGGGGUUGUGAUCUGGGAAAUGAUGACGCUGGGAGCACAACCCUAUUCAGAAAAGAGCAACAAUGAAGUCAUGGCGCACGUGCUUGACGGCAACUUACUUAACUUGCCGAUAUUUUGUCCUGAUGUGUUAGCUGGUAUCGUUAGACUAUGUUGGAAUUGGACUGCUUCUCAACGACCAAGGUUCCUAAAAAUAGUUGAAACACUUGAUGUUUAUCUGGAGGAUGAUUUCAGAUCAGUUUCGUUUUAUCAUACACGUGGUUUACACAACGAAUCACCUGCUGAUCAAUCGCUGAUGUCACCAUGUACUACGUACGAAGAAGAUGUAGAUAACGAAAGUAUUUCUUUCGAAGGCGGUGACACUGUUGCUGUAUAUAGUGCGUUCCAUGUAGACAAAAAUAAAAUGAGUAAUGGCCAUUUAUCGCCAAUGUAAAUCUUAGGGUCAAAAAUAUUUAAGUGAAAAUCAACGUUACCAGUAAAGUCUAUUUAAAAAAAUAAGUGUUUUUUUUUGUUUUCUUUAUAAAUAUUGUAUAAGCGGUCUAAACUUGUCAUCUGGGUAACCGUUUUUGUAGACUAUUAUUAUUUCGUUGUUAACUUUUUUUUAUAUAAUUUAAUAUUUUGAUGUUUAUGUUCUAAUUUUAUUAAGAAUUAAAAUUACAUAAUUUUUUUUUUCAUACCACCUCACAUGUAUAAACAUAUUGUUCUAGUUUCUAGUCAGCGUGUGGAAAUCUUGUUUCUCCACCGUCUGUUUUUUCAUUUUAUUAUUAUUUUAUUUUAUUUUAGAUUUUUACAUGUCAUUAUAAAACUAAAAAAAAUUAAAUAUAUAUUGCCAUAUAA
Rhopalosiphum padi (bird cherry-oat aphid) is the source of this 5789-nucleotide messenger RNA. Its product is annotated as insulin-like peptide receptor. The record is from RefSeq and is a predicted model, not a curated record. Bases 1423 to 5385 code for a protein of 1320 amino acids. Gene Ontology annotation, molecular function: insulin receptor substrate binding; insulin receptor activity; ATP binding. Lineage: Eukaryota; Metazoa; Arthropoda; Insecta; Hemiptera; Aphididae. Gene Ontology annotation, cellular component: insulin receptor complex; axon. Gene Ontology annotation, biological process: protein phosphorylation; multicellular organism development; cell surface receptor protein tyrosine kinase signaling pathway. The transcript is spliced from 7 exons.